GGGCGGGCGGUGGUGUAUGUGUGUGUGAGUGCGUAUGUGUGUGUGUACGCGCGCGUGUGUGUGUGUGUGUCCGUGUGUGUGUACACUUUGAGCAUUGUCUGCAUCACUCUGCCAGUCGGAUCUGCUUCUGCUUUCCCUCACGGCCACAGCGGCUGAAGCAGAGGACCAGGCUGCGGCGAUGAGAGGUCAGGGACGGAGUCUGAAGGGGAGCUGCCCCUGAGGUCCAGACUUGAGCGCAGGCGCCGCGCGUUUGAGGCCGGAGGCGCCUCCCGGGGUCGCCUAGGAGCGCAGCUACUUGUUGAGUCCGUAACUUUCUCAGCGCUCCAGCCGCCGCCGUGAGUGUCGUGCGGAGUGAAGGACAGUGCUCACUAGGAUGUGUCACUAGGAUGUGCAGUCUGGGAUCUCGUGCUUGCCCAGGCUCCCGCGUCGGCCGGUGUUCACAAGGAGGGCCUGGAGAAGAGUGCGGGCUUUAUCGCUACACAUCUGAGAUUCAAGAUCACAUGAUCGUUUCGGAGACCCUUGACAUCUUCUCUCCACAAUCACUCCCUUUCUCCAAGAUGUUACAGGGAGGAUCCUGAAGAAGAAUGGCCAGCUCUGGUUCUCAAGACGUGGUCUGUGAGGAGUGGGCCUGCCUGGAUGCUGCGGAGAGGGUCUUAUACAGAGACAUGAUGUUGGAGACCUACAGAAACCUCCUCACAGUGGUGGGAAGUUCCAUUUCCAAACCCGAUCUGAUCACCUUAUUGGAGCAGGAGAGAGAGCCCUGGAUGGCUGUGACGGAAGAAGCAGACAGGCCCAGCCCAGAUUUGGAGUCAUGUAAUGAAGCUGAAAAUACAUCUCCAGAAAAUCAUAUUUAUAAUAGAAAUUUACUCAAACAGAGUAUACAACAAUUAAGUAAAGCUUUUGCCCUCAAGGCCUCCAGUUUCAGUAAUGGCCCCAAUUAUAGUACAUUCAAGGAACUACAGAGUUAUCAAGGACAUGUUGAUCAAAAGAUUAGUAACAAAGAAAAUCUGCCUACUUGCACCUGUCAGACUCUUGUUCACAAUAUAGAAAAAGCCUAUGAAUGUAAAGAGUGUAGUUCAACUCUUAUUCAGCAUCAGAGUAUGCACACUGGAGAGAAACCCUGUGGAUGUAAGGAGUGUGGGAAAACCUUUAGAUUCCACCAACAACUUAUAAGACCUCAGAAGUCUCACAGUGGUAAGAAACCUUUUGAAUGUGAGGAAUGUGGAAAGGAUUUUCAACUUCUCAGCCUGCUUAAGUACCAUAAAACCAUUCAUACAGGUACAAAACCAUUUGAAUGUGAGGAAUGUGGGAAGUUUUUCAAGCGAGUCUCCAGCCUUGUUGAACAUAGGUUUAUUCAUGCUGGUGUGAAGCCAUAUGAAUGUAAAGAGUGUGGGAAAACCUUUAAUCGUCGCUCAAACCUCACACAACAUCAGAAAUUUCACUCUGGUGAGAGACCCUUUCAGUGUAAGGAAUGUGGAAAAGCCUUCACUGUUCUGGCACAGCUCAUUCGCCACCAGAACAUUCAUACUGGAGAGAAAUCAUGUGAAUGUCAGCAGUGUGGGAAGAUAUUCAGAACUGGUUCAUACCUUGUGCAACACCAGAGUAUUCAUACUGGUGAGAAACCCUUUGAGUGUAAUGUCUGUGGGAAGGCUUUUAGGCUUCAGGUAUACCUUUCUGAGCAUCAGAAAACUCACACCGAUGAGAAACCUUUCAAGUGCAAACUGUGUGGAUCAGCCUUCAGACGUAAGAACCAACUUAGUGAACAUCAGAGAACUCAUACUGAUGAGAGACCCUAUCAGUGCAAGGAAUGUGGCAAAUUCUUUCGUCAACGUUCAAAUUUGAUUGACCAUCAGAGUAUUCACACUGGACAGAAACCCUUCAAGUGUAAAGAAUGCGGGAAGGUCUUUAGACUUAAUAUACUUCUCAUUCGUCAUCAGAAAUCUCACAGUGGUGAGAGACCUUUUGAAUGUAAAGAAUGUGGAAAGACUUUUCAUCUUCCCAGUCAGCUGAAUAACCAUAAAACUGUUCAUACAAGCAAAAAACCCUUUGAAUGCAAUGCAUGUGGGAAGUCCUUCAAACGUGUUUCCUCCCUUGUUCAACAUAGAAUUAUUCAUGCCGAUGUGAAACCAUAUGAAUGUAAUGAAUGCGGGAAAGCCUUUAAUCGUAGCUCAAACCUCACACAACAUCAGAAAAUUCACUCUGGUGAGAGACCCUUUCAGUGUAAGGAAUGUGGAAAAGCCUUCACUGUUCUGGCACAGCUCACUCGCCACCAGAACAUUCAUACUGGAGAGAAAUCAUUUGAAUGUCAGCAGUGUGGCAAGAUAUUUAGUUGUGGCUCAUUCCUUUUGCGUCACCAGAGUGUUCAUACCGGUGAGAAACCUUUUGAGUGUAAUGUUUGUGGGAAGGCUUUUAGGCUUCAGGUAUACCUUUCUGAACAUCAGAAAACUCACACUGAUGAGAAGCCUUUCAAGUGCAAGCUGUGUGGGUCAGCCUUCAGACGUAAGAACCAACUUAGUGAGCAUCAUAGAAUCCAUACUGAUGAGAGACCCUAUCAGUGCAAGGAAUGUGGGAAAAACUUCCGUCGACGUUCAAAUUUUACUGAACAUCAGAGUAUUCACACUGGAAAGAAACCAUUUCAGUGUAAGGACUGUGGGAAAGUCUUUAGACUUAAUAUACAUCUCAUUCGACAUCAAAGAUUUCAUAGUGGUGAGAGACCUUUCGAAUGUAAGGAAUGUGGAAAGACUUUCCAUCUUCCCAGCCAGCUUCAUUACCACAAAAACAUUCUUCAUACAGGUCAAAAAAUAUUUGAGUGUGAGAAAUGUGGGAAGUCCUUUAAGCGUGUCUCCAGCCUUGUUGAACAUAGGAUUAUUCAUGCUGGUGUGAAGCCUUAUGAAUGUAAAGAGUGUGGGAAAACCUUUAAUCGUCGCUCAAACCUCAUGCAACAUCAGAAACUUCACUCUGGUGAGAGACCCUUUCAGUGUAACGAAUGUGGAAAAUCCUUCACUGUUCUGGCACAGCUCACUCGGCACCAGAACAUUCAUACUGGAGAGAAAUCAUUUGAAUGUCAGCAGUGUGGGUCAGCCUUCAGACUUCAGUCCCAACUUCGUCAACAUCAGAGAAUUCAUACCAACAUGAAACUCUUUCAGUGCAAGGAGUGUGGGAAGGACUUUUUUCGUAGUACAGGCCUUAGAAUUCACCAGAGAAUCCACACUGGUGAGAAGCCCUUUCAGUGUAAGGAAUGUGGGGAAGCCUUUCAAUAUCGGUACCAAUUUCUUAGACAUUUUAGAAUUCAUACUGAUAAGAAUCCUUAUGAAUGUAAAGAAUGUGAGAAGUACUUUACUUGUGGUAGAGACCUUGAAGUACAUCAAAGAAGUCAUACUAGUGAGAAAUUUUACCAAUGUUAGGAAUGUGGGAAGGCCUUUAGUUGAAAAUCAAGCUUGGUUUGGCAUGCUAAAAUUCAUAUUGGUAAGAAACCUUACGGAUGUAAGGAAUGUGGAAAAGCCUUUAGUGAUAAUUCUAAUCUAGAAGUAUAUCAGAGAAUUCACACUGGUGAGAAACCAUGUGAAUCUAAGAAAGGUUGGGAAAUGUUUAGAUUUAGUUCAGCCUUCACUGCACAGUGGAGCAGUCAUACAGGCAUGAACACUGUCUCUGUAAAGAAUGCAGAGACUUUCAAUUCGAGCUGAGGCCUUGUUUUAACAUAAGGGAAUCCAUGCUGGAUUGAAACCCUGUGAAUACAAGGAAUGUGGGAACAUUUAUAGAAUUAGCUCAGCUCUUUUUUAAAAAAAAAAUAUUUAUUAUGUAUACAGCAUUCCUUCCAUGUGUGCCCACAAGCCAGAAGGGGGCGCCAGGUCUCAUUAUAGAUGGCCGUAAGCCACCAUGUGGUUGCUGAGAAUUGAACUCAGGACCUCUGGAAGAGCAGUCAGUGCUCUUAACCACUGAGCCAUCUCUCCAGCCCCUUAGCUGAGCUCUUAAAUGUCAUCAGAGCCCUUCUAGUUCUGCAUCCCUAUAAAUGUGAAGUAUGUGGGAAAGCCUUUAUUGUCAAUCAUGAACUUACACAUCAGAAAAUCCAUCAUUGUUAGGAGUCCUAUGCAUGUAAGGAGGAUGGACAAGACUUUGUAUGGAAAUUUUACUGAACGUCAGAGAAUUCAUUGGCAAGACUGUGGCUGAAAGAAUGUGGGAAGAACUUUAAUCUGACCUAGGAUUUGGUCAACAUCAAAGUAUUCCAAGAAACCCUUAGCGAAUCAGAGUGUGGGAAGUCUGUUGUUUAGAGAUGAAACUCUAUUGAGAAUAUCUUUGAAUGUCAGAAAUAAAGGAUAACCUCAUGUUCUUGAGUUAACUCAUCUCAUUCUAUAAACUUAAUUUGUCAAACACUAUUAACCCAGGACAGUCAGCUUAGGGAGAGCAGUUACUCAAACUUGGUUUAUCUGAGGCACCUUCCUUGUCACGAUUAAUGCUGUAUGUCUCCUGUCAUAUUAACAUAAACAUACUGAAUGUUUGCUUUCUUAUUGCAGAAUUUGUGAAUGGCCAGCCCAGUACCAGUCAAAGUAGUGGGAACAGAGUUAUAAUAAGUAAUAUGAUUUUUCAGCGUAUUUGGUCAAUGCCUGUGUUCUGUAAAAUAGGUUUUACAUUUUUCUCCCCUGACAUUACUGUAAUUGAUAUGACAGACCAUUGUACUUUAGAUAGUUUAGAAAACCUCAUGCAUUCAUUUUCUAUUAGAUUUUAAACAACUUCAUUCUGUAUACAUGUAAUGCAUAAAAAGGAAUAUGAAAGGAUUUGAGUCGCAAAUCCAUUCCUUAAGUAUUUGUGUGGAGAUAUUAAAAACAGCUAUCGAUGAAUAAGUACUUUCUAAAGGACUUAAACCCUUAAGAAUUUCAAAAGGUAAAAGAUCUCUGAUUUAUGUCCUCCACCCACACAGUAAGAUAAACUGUACAUUUGUGACAGGGCAAAAAAGUUCACAGGAUCGUCCAUCUCUUAGUCUUGCUGAGGCUUGUCAUGUUUGGGUAGAAUUUGAUUGUCUUGAUGGAGAAUCUCAUGAAAAAUUACAUAACUCUAUUCAGAGAAUCUGAGGUCAAAUUACCCCUGAUAGUUUGCCUGGCUUCACUUAAAGGGCCCGUAUGUUGAAAACUUCCCCUCCAGCUACUGCUUAUCUUGGCUACUGUUAAACUGUCUGCUUGGGCAAAAUCUCCCUCUGCACUGUUGAGCAAGAUUACAGAAUGUGGGAUUUAGUCUAAAUGCUUAGAGCUACACUUAGGUCCUGAAUACCUGAAUGUAAUCUCAGCUGGUUAUAAUAAAUCCUUUUAGUUAAUAUAAACUGUCGGAGUGAUCUUCUCUGGUGGGCUCCCUCUAACACAUUAACAAAAAUAGCUAAAUAAAAAACAUUUAUAAAAAUACAUGUGUGAGCCAGACAGUGAUAGUGCACAUCUUUAAUCCCAGCACU
Molecule: messenger RNA, 5437 nt
Organism: Chionomys nivalis (European snow vole)
Lineage: Eukaryota; Metazoa; Chordata; Mammalia; Rodentia; Cricetidae
Product: zinc finger protein 60-like
Exons: 6
Coding region: 585-3404 (939 amino acids)
Biological process (GO): regulation of transcription by RNA polymerase II
Molecular function (GO): DNA-binding transcription factor activity; RNA polymerase II cis-regulatory region sequence-specific DNA binding
Source: RefSeq, a predicted model, not a curated record